This is a messenger RNA of Salvia hispanica, 2231 nucleotides long. The record is from RefSeq and is a predicted model, not a curated record. Lineage: Eukaryota; Viridiplantae; Streptophyta; Magnoliopsida; Lamiales; Lamiaceae.
AUGCCGACUAUCGUCAACUUCCUACAGUUCUCUUUGCCAUCACUUCAUCUCCAUCUCUGUCUCCUCUUUUUCUAUAUAGGUCAAUAGUUUUUGCGCCAAGAAGAGGGUUUGUUUUCCUUUCAUUCUCUGAGCUACAAAGAAAAGAGUAAAGGGUUUCAGGGGUUACGUGAUGAGUUUUUCUUCUUCAGUUUGGUACUGCUCAACUAUCAACGCUUCAAUUACAAAACGGAGAUAAUCUCGUAUUUUUUUCAAUUAUAUAAAUUUUGGGUUUCUGUUUCACCUCCUCUUUGUGAACAACAUAUGGAUCCGAAUUUUCGGAGGAAAUGGUAGGAACACUUUUUUAGUGAUUCCAUUUUAACACCUUUAAAGCUUGAAGUUGGUAUAGAGUUCAUAAUCUGUGGUUUUGGCUUGAUUUGAGGGGUCUGAAACGAUGAUGAUGUUUGAAGACAUGGGGUUUUGUGGUGACAUUGAUUUCUUUCAGUCCCUUCCUGUAAAGGGGGCAGAUAUGUGUUCUACUCAGCCUGCUGAGGCUGAGGCUGAGGCUGAGGCUGAAGUUGAGGUGGAGCCGGUGGUGGAGGAUGAGGACUACACCGAUGAGGAGAUCGAUGUGGAUGAACUGGAGAAGAGAAUGUGGAGGGAUAAGAUACGGUUGAAACGGCUCAAAGAGAUGAGCAAGGGCAAAGAAGUCGUUGACUGUGUGAAGCAACGACACUCACAGGAGCAGGCGAGGAGGAAGAAGAUGUCGAGGGCUCAGGAUGGGAUCUUGAAGUACAUGUUGAAGAUGAUGGAAGUGUGCAAUGCUCAAGGCUUCGUCUACGGGAUCAUACCAGAGAAGGGCAAGCCCGUGAGCGGGGCAUCUGACAAUCUGAGGGAGUGGUGGAAGGAGAAGGUGAGGUUUGAUCGCAACGGGCCAGCUGCGGUAGCUAAGUACGAAUCUGAUAACAUGAUCCCGGGCAAGAAAGAGGUGUGCAGCCCUAUUGGUCCGACCCCUCACACGUUGCAGGAGCUUCAGGACACCACCCUCGGCUCUCUCCUAUCGGCUCUGAUGCAGCACUGCGACCCUCCCCAGAGGCGAUUCCCAUUGGAGAAGGGGGUCUCGCCUCCAUGGUGGCAGACUGGGAAGGAGGAGUGGUGGCAUCAAUUAGGUCUACAGAGGGAACAGGUCGGUCCUCCGCCUUACAAGAAGCCUCACGACUUGAAGAAGGCGUUCAAGGUUGGCGUCCUGACUGCGGUCAUCAAGCACAUGUCUCCCAACAUUGCUAAGAUCCGGAAGCUUGUGAGGCAGUCCAAGUGUUUGCAGGACAAAAUGACGGCCAAGGAGAGUGCGACCUGGCUGGCCAUCAUUAACCAGGAGGAAGCCAUUGCUAGACAGCUCUACCCCGACCGCUGCCUGCCCCCGUCCUCCUCCGAGGGCAGCGGAUUGUUCCCCUUCAACGAGUACGACGUGGAAGUGGCCGAGUCGUCUAACUUUGACGUGCAAGAGCAGAAACCUAACCCGCACGCUCUGUUUCAUCCCAGGAAGGACGAAACCAUCAUCAACUUAGACAUAUCCAAGAAGCGAAAAUUGAGCAACGAGGCAACUGGCACGACGAUGGUGAUGGAUCGACCACCGUGCGAGCCUCCUCAAUGCCUGCUCAACGACGGAUUUCGUGAUCGAGACAGCACCCAACGGUCUUGCCCUUUCAAGCAGCAAUGUGAGUUUGGGGCUUCGAGCUUCCAUAACGACAGCAACAAUCAUAUGAAGCAGCCAGUCGCGUAUCCAGACUCUUUCAAUUUGUCGGGGGCCGGGGUUCCAGAAGAUGGGCAGAGAAUGAUCAACGAGCUGAUGUCGUUCUAUGAAAGUAAUGUGAAUGCAGGCAAUAAUAACAAGGAGUUGCAGAGUGUGAACAUGGGGGAUGGUGGUGAGUCAUUCCGGUCGGCUGACAGUUUCCCGAUGAUGUUUAGCUCGCCGUUGGACUUGGGCGAGGGGUUUCGGAGGCCGAAGCAAGAUGUGUGGUACUACUAAGUAAGGAUGCGGUUGCGGCCACAGUAAAAUAAAUGGCUUAGAGCACUCCCAAUGGGGGUGGCGAAAAUCCGGCGAAAAAUCGCCGAAUAUCGCCGGAUUAUCGCCGGCCGUUGUGGUGAAAUCGGCGAUAAUUCGGCGAUAAUCUUACCGUUAUUUUGCCAAGCGGCGUUUUUUCGCCGGAUUAUCGCCGAGCGAUCGCCGGCCACUGUGGGCGACGCUCGGCGAU